AUGAUUGACCGCUCAAUAGACCCCGAAAAGAAAAAGUACUUCAAGAUCCAGGCCAAUCACAAGGCUACCCCAGGAUCGCAAUAUACCCAAGACUCCGUUAAACGGAAGCGCGUAGAUCAAGAGAAGCGCCAAAGGAAGAUCCAUCUGACGAAAAGAGCCACGAAAGAGAAAAUCAAAAGGGCGGCUUUUCUGUCAAACCCUCUACUGGGAGUGCAGAGGGAGAUUGGGUCUGAAGUUGUAUCUUCCAGCAUCCGACAAGAACAGAGAAGCUUGAUUUACGCAAGCCAGCUUCGUCGAAACCAACUUCACCAAUUCGAGCCCUGGCCUGAUGAGUAUAGCAUCAAGCAUGUGCUGCGCAACAAGCGCUCAGGCAUCUUGAUAGCCAGUGGCCAUCGUGGUGGUGAAUCGUCUGUUUCGGUAUGCUUCCCGGAUUGCGACCAAGAUAAAUGGACAUAUAACCGCACGAUGGAGCGUGUUCUCUUCAAAGAACCCUACAGACUAUCCUCAGUCUCACUAAGCCACACUGGCUACCUAUUGGCGACGAUGGAUAGUGGUCCGAACGGCGACUCCUUCCUGGCACCGCGAAUGCUGCCCGAUCCUGACGAAGGUGGAGAUUACCGGUGGCCCACGUCGUUUUACCAUCCCAUCCGUCUCCGCACAUCAUCAUCCCUAUGGUGUUCGUCCGCCUGCCCAACCGGCGAGAUGCCGCUUUUCGCCGUCGGAACCUCAGACGGACUAUACACACUCGAGGGAUUCGGCAGCUACUGGGCAUUAUCGAAGAAGUCCUUCCCGAACGAUAUACUAACAGGGAAACCGAUUCUACAUCGCCGGGUAGACUCUUCCCAUGCUAUCGUCUCAAGUGUCGAAUGGCUCUCAUCCGACGUAAUAGCCGCUGGUCUCAAAGACUCGGCUAUAUUCCUCCACGACUUGCGCAGUGGAGGCAGCGCAACCCGACUUCAACACCCCCACGCAGUCACUAAGAUGCGAAGAGUAGAUCCCUAUCGGAUCGUCGUGGCGGGUAUAAACUCGCUCCAAAUGUACGACAUCAGAUACCCGGCCAACGGCCUCCAACGCAAUCCACAACCCAACAAAAAACAUCACACGUCAACUAAACCAUAUCUUACAUUUGCGGACUAUUCGCCCGAAGGAAUACCGGAUUUCGACAUCAGCUUGGAACUUGGCCUCCUCGCUAGUGCAUCCGACGAGCGAAAGAUCCAACUCUUUUCUCUCCGAACCGGCGCACAGGUCCCGUCACCAUUAUCAGGUUAUCAAUACGCGAACCCCAUUUCCUCAGUCUGUUUCGAACCCGGGGACGGAUCCCUGCAUGGACCUCAAACACCUAGCUUGUUAGUCUGCGCGCAAGCUACGGUGGAUGAAUGGAUCUGGUCGAACACGCCAAAGACGAAAUGA
This is a messenger RNA of Aspergillus welwitschiae, 1410 nucleotides long. RefSeq lists its product as uncharacterized. The record is from RefSeq and is a predicted model, not a curated record. Gene Ontology annotation, molecular function: protein binding. The transcript is spliced from 9 exons. The coding region runs from base 1 to 1410 and encodes 469 amino acids. Gene Ontology annotation, cellular component: Cul4-RING E3 ubiquitin ligase complex. NCBI's taxonomy places the organism in Eukaryota, Fungi, Ascomycota, Eurotiomycetes, Eurotiales, Aspergillaceae.